Elgaria multicarinata webbii is the source of this 2724-nucleotide messenger RNA. RefSeq names its product zinc finger protein 436-like. Gene Ontology annotation, biological process: regulation of transcription by RNA polymerase II. The transcript has 6 exons. The record is from RefSeq and is a predicted model, not a curated record. Lineage: Eukaryota; Metazoa; Chordata; Lepidosauria; Squamata; Anguidae. Gene Ontology annotation, cellular component: nucleus. The coding region runs from base 206 to 2374 and encodes 722 amino acids. Gene Ontology annotation, molecular function: DNA-binding transcription factor activity, RNA polymerase II-specific; RNA polymerase II cis-regulatory region sequence-specific DNA binding.
CUUUCCUUGUCCCCUUCCCUUUCCCUGGGAAAAGUGUCCUUUGUCUUCUUUUUUCCCUGUGCAGGCCUGGUGAAGACUGGGGAGAAGACCCAGACCCUACCUGGAAUCAUCACCUAUCGUGCUUUGAUAGUGCCAUAUUUUGAAUACAGAACAGCUUGGCUUCUAACAACUUAAAAGGCCUACCAAUUUGGGCACUCCCUGCCUCAUGAAAGUGGAAGGAGCAGGAGGUUGUCUUUCAGCCCUGAUGGGGGCUGCGAUGGAGCCCGGAUUGAAGAUGGAAGUCCAAGACUCAGCUGGUCUGCAAGCAGAAAGAGACCCUGAUGCCAUUCUGGCUGAGAGACAGGGGGGAUUCUGGAGGAAAAAUGCCCAGGAGAUCCUGGGUGAGGAAGACAUCUUUAGCUUGGAUGUAAAGUGCCAACGCUUCAGACACUUUUGCUACCAGGAGGAGAAGGGACCCCGAGCGGUUUGCAACCGACUCCGUGAAUUUUGCCAUCAGUGGCUGGUGCCAGAGCGACAUACAAAAAAUCAGAUCCUGGACUUGGUGGUCUUAGAGCAAUUUCUGACUAUCCUUCCCCCGGAGAUGGAGACCUGGGUGAGGGAAUGCGGGCCGGAGACCAGUUCCCAGGCAGUGGCCCUGGCUGAAGGGUUCCUCUUGAGCCAGGCGGAGGACAAGAAGCAGAAAGAGGAGCAGGUACGGGGACCGUUAGCCGAACAGGGCACUGAUUUCCUUCAGGCUUUGAAGGCUCCAUCAGGCAUCCGGCAGAGACGACUGUACAGGUGGAUUGUGGAGGAGUCUGACCUAGCGGCCACCUCCCUGGGCAAUGGAGUGACACCAGCGGUCCAGUCUCGGUUGUCGCCUGUUUGCGCUGGAGAGGAAACAGCUGCUGAUUGGGGUCCGGUGACCUUUGAGGAUGUGGCUGUGUAUUUCACCGACGAGGAGUGGGCGCUCCUGGAUCCAGGCCAAAGAGCCCUGCACGUGGAGGUUAUGGAGGAGAAUUGCGGGAAUCUGGCUUCUCUGGGUGAUGGUUGGGAGAGCAAGAAAGAGGGAGAAGUGCAAACAUUAUUGUUGGAAAGGGUCGUGUGCCAAGUAGAGGAAGAGCAGAGCAAGAAAAUGGAAGUUAAAGAGAAGCAGACGAAUGUGUCCUCUGCUCCCCAGGGUGGUGACGUCUGUGAAAUCCCAGUCCAAGAAAAACUACACAAGGGAAAGGAAGGCUGUGAAUGCCUAGUGUGUGGGGAACAUUUCAGUUGUAAAUCCAGCCUUAAAGCCCAUUCAAAGGUGCACAAAGAGGAGAAACCUUUUAAAUGCUCAGACUGCGGGAAGAGCUUCUCUCAGAGGAAAGGCCUAAUUAGACAUCAAAGAAUCCACACAGGGGAGAAACCGUAUACCUGCUUGGAGUGUGGGAAGAGCUUCCGUCAGAGUGCCGCACUGAUUACACACCAGCGCAUUCACACAGGGGAGAAACCCUAUACGUGCUUGGAGUGCGGAAAGAGCUUUUGUCAGAAGACGACGCUAGUUAGACACCAAAGGAUUCACACAGGCGAGAAACCAUACGGUUGCUUGGAAUGCGGAAAGAGUUUUAGUCACCGAUCACAGCUCACUUCCCAUCUAAGAGUUCACACAGGGGAAAAACCAUACAAAUGCCUAGAAUGUGGGAAGAGCUUCAGCCAAAAUACAAACCUUACUUUACAUCAAAGAACUCACACUGGGGAGAAACCAUUUAGAUGCUUGGAGUGUGGAAGGAGCUUCAGUCAUAGCUCAACCCUUAUGGCACAUCAAAGAACCCACACGGGGGAGAAACCCUUUACAUGUUUAGAGUGUGGACAGAGUUUUGCUCAGAAUGCAAGCCUUAUUUUCCAUCAAAGAACUCACACGGGGGAGAAACCAUACACAUGUCCAGAGUGUGGAAAGAGCUUUAGUACAAGUACAAGCCUUACUUCACAUCGACGAAUCCACACGGGGGAGAAACCAUAUACUUGCUCUGAGUGUGGGAAGAGUUUUUGUACUAGCACAAACCUUGUUACACAUCAGAGAAUCCAUACGGGCGAGAAACCUUUCAAAUGCUCAGAGUGCGGUGAAAACUUCCGCAAAAAAGCCCACCUCCUUCGACAUCACAUGACGCACACUGGAGAGAAACCAUACAAGUGCUUGGACUGUGGGAAGAGCUUUAGCGAGAAAAGAAACCUCAUUUCUCAUCAAAGGAUCCAUGCAGAGUAUUGGAAUCAGGAACCCCGAAGCAGUAAUUGGAUUCCUCACUCUCUGGAUUCGGAGUGUGUCCCCAUUUCCCAGGACUCCACUUCUUUCCAGAACCCUCUCAGUCAUAAUUCAAAUCCAGCAGAAAGUCUGGAGUGUUUUACUAUAUUUCUAAAUGAGUAGACGACAAUUGCUCAAACUUUGAUUGCUUAUAAAUACUUUAGACAGAUAGAAAUUGUAAAUAAUCUCAUGAAUAAAGUAAAGGGUACAUACAACAAAAGGAAUAUGUCUAAAUAAAACAGAUUUAGAAAUGAUAAUUUAAAUAUAAAGAUUAUUGAUGGAGUAAACUCAACAAUAAUCGGACUGACAAAGUUUAACUCUCAUAGAGUGCAAUCCUAUGCAUGUUUAGAUGGAAACAGUUCCCAGCAUGCCCUAGCCAGAUGUGCUGGCUGGCACAUGCUGAGAAUUGUAGGCCUUUUUUCUGUCUUAAACAUAGAAUCAUAGAAUAGCAGAGUUGGAAGGAAUCUACAAGG